AUGGCGCGUUUCCUAGCCCUCUUCACGCCCUUGUUCCUCGGCGCCACGCAGGCGGAAAACAACUUAAACAUAACGGCCCUGACGGGGAGGAACAAUGUGUCGGUGCUGGAGUGCUGGCAACUGAGCGCGCCGUUCGUCCCGGCUGAAUACCCCAAUUCUGUGAAAGUGGGUUUGGGUAAUUUGUCAAACGCGACAUAUCUCGUAGCUGAGGGCGAAUCGAAAUUAGGGCUGCAUAAUGCUCCGUAUAAGCAAUGGGUCUGGUUUAUCAACGGCCAGGCGGAAAUCACCUUGCCGAAUAAGACGGAUACGGCUCUUAUUGACGGCGGUAGGUACGGCCUCAUUUUCGCCGGCGACACGAAGGAUAUGUCGGGCUGGGGUCAUGAGACUAGGCUUAUAAGCGAUGGCAAGUUGAUGGUGAUUAUGAUUCCUGUCCGAGACAAUGUCGUGCCUUCGCACUCGGUUUUGAAUAACGGCCCUUGCGUCAUGGAUGAGCAGGUUGCGAUUUUCGAUGAGUGA
Molecule: messenger RNA, 516 nt
Organism: Annulohypoxylon maeteangense
Lineage: Eukaryota; Fungi; Ascomycota; Sordariomycetes; Xylariales; Hypoxylaceae
Exons: 4
Coding region: 1-516 (171 amino acids)
Source: RefSeq, a predicted model, not a curated record